Molecule: messenger RNA, 3262 nt
Organism: Gymnodraco acuticeps
Lineage: Eukaryota; Metazoa; Chordata; Actinopteri; Perciformes; Bathydraconidae
Gene: tcp11l1
Product: t-complex 11, testis-specific-like 1
Exons: 10
Coding region: 307-1809 (500 amino acids)
Biological process (GO): signal transduction
Source: RefSeq, a predicted model, not a curated record
ACAGGAAGUGUUGCUCGGUUAGCUUAGCGGCGACCCUACGCAUGUAAAAAGAGAACAGGGUGCGACUUCUGUAAGCUUGAGUUUAUUUGUUUUAAACAAAACGUUCCUUCUGUUGAAGACGGUGGCUGGCAGUGCUGAAGUUGUGAAACCAUUGGUCAGUGAUAAUUUCCCUAUUGUCGGCCGGGUUAUGAAGGAUUAGCUGUGUCAUAAGGAGGCUUUGUUGUUGUUGACUAAAGCUAGCGGUACAGAAGUUGAGCUAACACAUCUCUUUGCUCUUUCAUUUUUCCCGCUACACACUACAAGAGCAUGCAAAAGGAGAAUGACCAAGUUGGAGGAGACGAGGAGUCGAAGGAGGAGAGGACGCAGCAUGCUACUGAGGGGACAGUGAGCAAGAGGAUCCGGGAAAAUACUCCGAGCCCACAAAGAGGGAACACUCCCCAAGCCAGCCCCCCCAAGUUUGUGUCUGUGGAGGAGCUGAUGGAGACGGCCAAAGGAGUCUCCAACAUGGUUCUGGCCCAUGAAAUAAUUGUCAACAGUGAUUUCCAAGUCAAACCUGCAGCACCUCCUGAGGGGAGUUUGGAGCACAAAGUGAAAGAGAUAAUGCACAAAGCAUUCUGGGAGUGUUUGGAAGCUCAGUUGACGGACGAGCCACAGACGUACGGACAUUUAAUCAAACUGCUGGCGGAGAUCAAAGAGACUUUACUCUCAUUCGUGAUGCCGUUGAACGUCCGUCUGCGCACCCAGAUCGAGGAGGUUUUGGAUCUGCCUCUAAUCCAGCAGCAGGCUGAGAAAGGAGCGGUGGACAUUGGUCAGCUGUCCCAGUUCAUUGUCAUGACGAUGGGCUCGCAGUGUGCCCCCUGCAGAGAUGAGGACAUCAGAAAGCUAAAGGAGAUCACAGAAAUUGUGCCUCUUCUCAAGGCAAUAUUCUCUGUGAUGGACCUGAUGAAGGUGGACAUGGCCAACUUUGCCCUGACCAGCCUCCGGCCUCAUCUGAUGCAGCAAUCUGUUGAGUACGAGAGGAGCAAGUUCCAGGAGUUUGUGGAGAAACAGCCCAAUGCCUUAGACUUCACUGAGAAGUGGCUUGAGGACACAGUGAGAAGCCUGAGAGAGACGGACGGUUCUACUGCUGCCUCCUCUGACCCCCCCGCCCCCCUCUCUGCUGUUAAUGUUCAUAAUAAAGCCUAUAUACGCCUGCUGAAGUGGGACCAUGCAUCAGACCCCUUCCCAGAGACAAUUUUGAUGGAUCAGGUCCGGUUCCAGGAGAUGUAUCUGGAGGCAGAGCGGCUAGUUCUGCUCUCCUCUGUGCUCCUCAUCAUCUACACCACCACCGGGGAGGCUAUCUCAGGCCUGCCAGGGCUGAUGGACACUCUCAAAAACACUGUCAGUGCCCUGCUGGCCGACAUGAACACACCGUCUUUCGAUGCAGAGGAGGCGUUGGCGACCAUCGGGGAGAGAAUGUGCGUGGAGCUGAGUAAGUGUCUGAGUCAGCAUGGCUACUCUCCAUAUGCUCCUGACCGGAGGAGCAUUCUGAAGGGACAGAUCUCUGCCACCAUCCUGCCCGGCAACACCAUCCGCAAGCUCAUGGAGUCUCGUGUUCAGAACUAUCUCCUGGCUUCCCUGGACUCCAAUCAACAUAACGCCCCCCCUCCUCUCCCAGGAGGCCUUGCUCCGGUCAGCAAGGAGGUGAAGGAGCUCGGUGUGCGCUUUAGUCGCCUCGUCAACUUCAACAAGCUGGUCUUCUCCCCAUUCUACCAAAAGAUUUUCAGUAAAGUCCUCACGUCAGAGGAGAGUCCCGGCGCAGAGACGUAGGGUGGAAGUGGAAAGCAUCGCAUAGUUUUUCACUUUCCCCUCCCUAGUUAAAGAUUUAGAGUAACAAGCUGAGGAGGCUAAUCUGCGUUCAGCCGGUAAAGCCAGCUCCCCCACACCUUAAGACAACAUAUAAAAUGCUGACUACCAUCUCUGUUGCAUUAACUAUCAAAUAACAAAUAUCAGGCCUUGUAACAAUCUUGCAUUAAGUUCAGUAUUAUCAAAAUGUGUUAUCCAAGCUAAUACAAAACCUGUGUUUUAGAAUUAAUACUAAAACAAUACUUAGUGUUAAAGUAGUAGAACAAAAAUCCAGUUUAAAUUCUGAGCCGUCCCAGAGCAGGAUCCUUAUUGGCCAACAGUUCUCGGAGUGAAACACACUAUAGUUCUGCGUUAAGGCCUAGAAAUAUUCUAUUAAUGUUCUUGGCAUAUACCAAUGUCUUUAUUUCUUUAUUGGAGCUCUAGAGAUGUCUCAACCUGUCAGGAGUUUAAAGGAAAUGCGGUUCAGGCAGAGGCGGGCAGGCACAUUCCAUGAAAGGAGAGAAGCCUUGAUGAAAAUUAUACGAUUUUAAAGGGGUCCUAUUAUGCUUUUUGGAGUUUCCCUGUACCUUUAUUGUGUUGUAUAGGUUUUUGUGUGGAUGUAAAUGGUUUGCUAAGAGGAGUCUCUCCCACACACUCCCCCCCCCUGCCUGAAUCUAAAUAACAAGUUGUUGUUUAACUUGAGGGAGUAUUUCUAAACGUGGGAGCAUUGACUUUUUGGUGUCUCUUCUGGUUGCUAGAAAACUCACUGUGUGAGUCAUCAUCCACGUAGCAAGUAAGGGAAUCAUUAUAUAUCCCAACAAUAUUGAACUGUUCCUUAUAAGAUACCAUUUUGACUGAACUGAAUUUUGUUUUUUUGAUUUAUUAAGAUUUGAGAGCAACAUUUUUAUUUGACUGUAUUUUUGUACAUCUCCAAAAGAAUGUUCACAUUUAGGUUAGGGUACACACGUUUUAAAAGGAUGCAUUUGUAAGGGGAAUAGCAUUGAACCUAAAACAGAACUAUUGUGCGUAUCUCCUGAAAACUCAUAACUAUUGUGGAGCUCUCCUACAGUAAAUACUGGCAGGGAUAGGAGUCAUUUCCUGCUUUAAGAAUGUUCAUAAAGUGUUCUUACUCUGAAGACAGUAGUGGCAAAUAUGCAUCAUUUAUACAUGUUUGUCUGGGACUGGUACACUCAGACAUUCAUAAAUACUGUACAAACCAUAGCCAAGUAUUCAGUCAGUUUUCAAACUUCUGACACAGUUGAACUGAUGAAACACACACACACACAGGCGACUGCAUGCUGUCUUUCACACUGCAAUUGAAGGGAAAUAGAGAGGAUACAUACACUACACCAGUGGUUCUCAACUGGUCAGGCCUCGGGACCCACUUUUUCCUUUGUCAAUAAAUCGCGACCCGAAAUGUGAACCACUCAAAUCUAUU